AUGGCUUCAGCAGGACCCGUGGCCAAUUCCAUGUUUGUGGCGGCACCCCACGACAGGUACUCUGAGAUCCAGGGAGGUAUGUGUCAGGUGCCCCUGUAUCCCAGCAACCAGCCCCAAGUCCACCUCAUUCCUGUGAGCCCACCUGGUCUGAAGUCAUCUGUGAUUGAGCAUCCUGCCCGGAGAACCUUGAAAGAGGGCAAAGCCUUAGGGGCCGUCCAGAUCCUGAUUGGCCUGAUCCACAUAGGCCUCGGCUCCAUCAUGGCCACAGUCCUUCCGGGGCGCUUUACAGCAAUCUCGUUCUAUGGAGGCUUUCCCUUCUGGGGGGGCAUCUGGUUCAUCGUUUCAGGAUCCCUCUCAGUAUCAGCAGAAAAUCAGCCAAAAUCUUCUCACCUGCUGAAUAGCAGUUUGGGCUUGAACAUCGUCAGCGCAAUCUGCUCUGUGGUUGGAAUCACACUCUUCAUCAUGGAUAUGAGCCUCUCCACCAUCGAUGCCCGCCCUGACUAUUAUCCCCACUAUGACACCUGGGGUGUGACCCCCGGAGUGGCGAUUUCGGGUGUGCUGCUUAUCUUCUGUCUCCUAGAGUUCUGUGUGGCAUGUGCAUCUUCCCACCUGGGCUGCCAAGUGGUCUGCUGUCAGCACAACGUGGGCGUGGUCCUCCCAAAUGUCUAUAUGACAAACCCAGUGGUUGUCCCAGAACCGGUGAACUUGCCACCAACUUAUUCCAACGAGGUCCAGAGCUCCAGAUAA
Molecule: messenger RNA, 747 nt
Organism: Hyaena hyaena (striped hyena)
Lineage: Eukaryota; Metazoa; Chordata; Mammalia; Carnivora; Hyaenidae
Product: membrane-spanning 4-domains subfamily A member 8-like
Exons: 6
Coding region: 1-747 (248 amino acids)
Biological process (GO): cell surface receptor signaling pathway
Cellular component (GO): plasma membrane
Source: RefSeq, a predicted model, not a curated record